GUUCUCCGGGGGCAGCAUGAACCCAGCCAGAUCGCUGGGCCCAGCCGUCCUGACGGGCAUCUGGGACCACCACUGGGUGUACUGGAUCGGCCCCUUGCUGGGCGCGGUGCUGGCCGGCCUCUCCUAUGAGUUCCUCUUCGCCUCCAGCGCCUCCCGGGAGAAGCUGGUCGCCUGCCUGACCUGCCGGGACAUCGACAUUGUGGAGACGGCCAGCAUGUCCCGCUCCUCCCUCUCCACUGCCCCCCAGGAUGCCACCCGGGCCAAGCCGCCCCCCAAGGGGGAGCAGCACUGAGCAGGCUUGGCCUCCCCCACCCCGCCCUGCCCCCCAAGGACCUUCCAGCCUCCAUGAACCACCCCCUUCUGUUGUGAUCCAGCCCACCCUUUGCCCUCCUGCUAGCCCCACUGAGCAACCCCCACCCCCAGUGCUGCUCCAGCUCCGGUGCCAGCUGCACCCAGCAUCCACUGGUGGGGGCAGGGGAUGGGCAAGA
Molecule: messenger RNA, 488 nt
Organism: Chelonoidis abingdonii (Abingdon island giant tortoise)
Lineage: Eukaryota; Metazoa; Chordata; Testudines; Testudinidae
Product: aquaporin-4-like
Biological process (GO): transmembrane transport; water transport
Cellular component (GO): plasma membrane
Molecular function (GO): water channel activity
Source: RefSeq, a predicted model, not a curated record